AUGGGAGAUAAUAAAAGGAAAGCUUGUUGCAACUAAAUUCUCUAGAAAGAAUAAGUGGCGUUAAGCUUAAGAUAAAUUUAAAGCGAUCCAAGUAUAAUUAUAGAAGAGCAAAAGACAGAGUAAUAAGAAAUUGCAAAGAAUAUCAAAAAACAAGAAAGUUAAUUAACAAUAAACUCUCUUCCUAAAAAAAGAGCUUACUUAAAAAAUUAUAGCAGUUAGAUCCACAUAGGUUUAAAUUCUACUUCUAAAAUUGACUUACAUAAGUAGCUAUAAAUCAAUUAAUUUAUUAAUUUUUUUACUUACUUACUAAUUUAUUAACUUGCUUUUGCAUAACUAUAGAUUAUUAAUACAUUAAAACUUAAUUUACAUCAAUUAUUAUUGUUUUGUCUUCUUAUUCAAUUUAUUUUAUAAGUAACAAACAAUAAAUAACUAAAUAUUUUUCCACUCUAUUUUUUUACUGAAACAAGUAUUUUUUACUGCUAAAAAAGUGAUAUUAACGACUUAGACGAUAGAUUCAGAGGAUUAUCAGAAGAUGAAAAGCAGCUAGCAAUAAAAGCAGAAUAAAAGGCCAUUGUCAAAAAUAGCUAUUAUGAAAAAUUUGUUCAAAGCAGGUCAGAUAUUAAGCUCUUUAAAAUAAAUUCUAUGCUGUAAGCUUUAAAUUUGGUUGUAAUUGUUGCUAGUUUCCUUGAUUCGAUUAGAAAAUACGGCUAAUAAUACAAGUUUAAAAGAUUAAAAGAAACAUAGUUUUAAAUAAUUGGUGACCAAUCAUCUAAUUAUAGGUUUUAUUUUGACAACAAAUAUUUUAUUGGAAACUAGCCAUCACGAGCAAGAAGUAUUUUUAUUCGAAUGUAAAAAUCACUAUAUAACUGGAAAAUAUUUUAUUAUCUUUACAACACGAUACUAAAUGCAAUAGACUGGAAUAACUUAAUUAUUUUACCAGAUUCUUUAACUAAAAAGAUCUGGGACUCGUACAUAUUAUUUUUGCUCAGUUUGAAUAUAUUUUAUAUACCAAUCAAAAUUACAUGGGAAGAAUAAAGUUUAGGAGGCUUUUAGCUAACAUCAUGGGUAUAGAUAUUCCUUAACGAUUUACCUGGAUGGACAUUCUUAGCAGAUAUUAUAUUGAAUUUUAACACUGCCUAUUUUAGCAAAGGCUAAAUUAUAUAUAAUAGAGUCAAAAUUAUAAAAAACUAUUUAAAAACAAAAUUUCUUGGGGAUUUGCUUGUAGUUGUCCCUUUUAUAAUAAGUUUGAGAUUAAAUCUUAUUCUCUUGAAUUCUGUCCUUAUCUUACGUACAAAUAAAAUGUUCAAACUUGCUAAUUAUUUUGAAUAACUUGUUAAUUUUACUCCUAAGCAGACAGCUCUUUAUAAUUUAUUUAAGUUAAUAUUCACAAUUGUAUUUGUGGCACAUUUUGCAGGUUGCAUGUUUUUUUUUGUAGGAUCUAUGGAAAUGUAGAAUGAUGUGGCGUCUAAGACAUGGAUAUAGGCAGCUAAUCUUUAAGAUAGGUAGUGGUAUGAAUAAUAUGUUACUUCUCUAUAUUGGGCUGUUAUCACUAUGAUAACUAUUGGAUAUGGUGACGUUACACCAAUAACUAUUUAUGAGAGAAUUUAUGUCAUAUUUGUUACACUAAUGAGUUGUGGUGUUUUUGCUUAUUCUUUAAAUUAGAUAGGUCUAUUAAUUUAAGCUUUAACAAAGACAUCAAAUUAACUCAAAUAAAGAAUGAAUAUGCUUACACGCCAUUUGAGACAUAGGGGAGUAUGUAAUAGCCUAUAAAUUCAAGUAAGAAAAUAUUUUGAGUAUUGGCAUCAAAGUAAUGAAGAAAAUGAUGGAGAAGAAUGUGAUAAAAUGAUAGAAAGCUUAUCCAACAAUCUUAAAAAAGAAGUGUUAAAUGAUAUCCGCAACCGUCUAAUCUUGAAAAUUCCAAUCUUAGUAAACAAUUUUUCACCAAGUUUCCUCAAAAAUAUAGCAAAUCAUAUAAAAACAAAACGCUCUAAACCAGAAGAAAUUUUGAUAGAUGAAAACUAAAUUAAUGACAAAUUAUAUUUUUUAGCCAGUGGUUAAAUUGUCUCAUAUAUUAAUAUUAAAAAAGAUGAUUUUCAGCCUUACACAAUUCUUAAAAAUAUUAAAGUUAAUUCAAUAUUUGAUCAAAUAUCUUUUAUGGGAGAUUUGCCUAGCUUAACUGGAUACAGAAGUGUAGGAUCUUGUAUGCUUUAUUACAUUAACAAAGAGGAUUUUAAUUAAGAAAUAAAAAAUUUUCCUUAGGACUAAGAAAAGUAUUAACUUAUCAAAGAUAAUAUAGUCAUUUACAAAAGCUAAAGGAAUAUAAAUACAAAAUGCAAUUUUUGCGAUAAAUACACUCACUCGUUUGAUUGUUGUCCUUAUGUUAAGUAUAUUCCUUACAGGGAAAAAACUCUAAUUUUAUAUAGAGUUUCUGUAGAAUCAAUUCGUAAACCGCAGGAAAGAAGGGAAUUUUCUCACAAAGUAUUAUCCUAGCUUCGUUAAACAAAAGAGAGAGCUGUAUAAUACUUGAUUGAAAGAAACCCUUACCAAAAUGAAGAAGAACUCAUCGAAAGACUCGAGUUAGUUAAUUUUGGCGAAUAGGAAUUUUAUGAGUAAUAUAUGUAUUAUGAAAAUUAAACAAAUAGAACUAAUCUCACUUAUAUUUAAGAGGAAUAAUAUUUAAAUAAUGUUAAUGAUAGUGAAUAAGAUUAUUUAAAGCAAAAUAGUGUUAUAAUACAGCAAGAAUUAAACUCUCCUAUUCAUAAAAUUUAACAUGCAAAUGUUUUUCAGAUGAAUAGAGGAUAUACUAAUCAUGACUCCUCACUUGUUGCUGCUGGCUUUGGAGGAGAAAUUAAUAGCAAUUUCGAACCAACUUUAAUACAAAAAAAUAAUUCAAAUUUGAAUAGCUUGAUCUCAGUUCAUGAUAAUAUAAUGUAGUAACAGCAAUCAUUAUAAGCAUAACAAAAUGUUAAUUUAUAAUCUCAAAUACUAAACCAGUAAAUUAUUACACCAAUUAUUUAGUCUUAGACAGGCUAGUAAAUUCUUGAAAAUUCUGUAGAUAAUUAAUAACUUACAGAUUCAUGCUAAGCAAAUAAUGGUCUAUUAAAUAUUUAGACUACCCCAAAUAUAAAUUUUAGUGCUAUAAAAAAGAAAGCAAUAGUAAUUGCAAAAUCUCCUUAGCUUAAAAAAAGAAAUAUUGAUUUAAAUAUUUUAUUAAAAUAAAACCAAAUAAAUUUACAAUCAAAUUAACAUAGUAGUAAUAGUAAUUAAAAUAACUUUUUCCCCUUACAAAUUACUGCAUCUCCAAGAUAACAUUCUUCUAAAUUUUGUUACAUUGAUAUUGGAAAUAGAAGGAAGACGAUUGAAGAAUCUGAAAAUAGAAAUUCUGAAGAUGCACAGCUAUGUAGUGCAGAGUUAAUUAAUAAUGUGAUUAGCCAAUAAAAAAAGAAGUCUUUUCAUAAAAUUCUUUCAUCAAAUGACUAACAGCAAUAAUUAUCAGAUGAUCAAGCAGGGCUUGAUCGAAAAUUAGCUAUUAUCAAAAAUUCAGAAAAAAAAAUUACAAGCAUAAAUUAUGUAAAUAGUUUUGAAUAAGAUGGAGUAUAAAAUCAAGCAAGAAGGAAUUCUACGAGCUCACGUUAAGUUUCAAUUCAAUAAAUACCUUAAAGCAAUACUCAACUAAAUUAAAAUGGAGGAAAUUAACAUCAAAUGCUAUAGCAUUAACAGUAUAUUUACUCUCAUUCCCUAAACAAUAAUUAGAAUAUGCAAGCAAUUCAAAUAAGUUAAGCAUUAGCUUAAUUAUAAAAAACUGAGUUCAUGGUACUUUUAGGGUUUGAUAAAAUGAAAGAGUAUAAUAUUUAUUAUCCUUCAGGUAAUUAUACUAAAGUUAUUGAAAAAAUUGAAAACAUUCUAUAGAAACAAACAAAAAGGAAUGGAAGAAAUAUAAGCGCAUUCAAAAAAUCAGUCAAUAAAGUUAUUUAAAUAUGCUAAUUACAAAAUAUGAUUCUUAAAAAAUAAUCAAACUUAAUAAAAACUGGUACUCCUGGAACUAAGAAAAAUGGUAGUCUUCUUUUAAAUCAAGAUUCAAUCAGGAUAAGAAAUACCAUAUUGCAUAAGAGAAAUAACUCACAUUAACAAUCUAGUUUUUAAUUAGCAUAGUAAACUAAUUACUCAUCAAAAUAAGAUUAGGAAAAUGUUGAAACUAAAUGA
Messenger RNA from Tetrahymena thermophila SB210, 4203 nucleotides. Its product is annotated as cation channel family protein. Gene Ontology annotation, cellular component: membrane. Gene Ontology annotation, molecular function: voltage-gated potassium channel activity. Gene Ontology annotation, biological process: potassium ion transmembrane transport; regulation of membrane potential. NCBI's taxonomy places the organism in Eukaryota, Ciliophora, Oligohymenophorea, Hymenostomatida, Tetrahymenidae. The record is from RefSeq and is a predicted model, not a curated record. The transcript is spliced from 4 exons.